This is a messenger RNA of Eimeria tenella, 1971 nucleotides long. RefSeq lists its product as uncharacterized. The coding region runs from base 1 to 1971 and encodes 656 amino acids. NCBI's taxonomy places the organism in Eukaryota, Apicomplexa, Conoidasida, Eucoccidiorida, Eimeriidae. The record is from RefSeq and is a predicted model, not a curated record. The transcript has 13 exons.
AUGGCGGAAAAACAGGAUUUGCCGCAGCUUGUGACAGAAGCAGGCGACAAAACUGAUUUGGAAGCAGGCGGGGCAAGCAACGGCGACUCGGAAGACGAUUCCCCUUUCACAUCUUCCAGGUCUGCGUGUGGACAUGGCACUAAGAGGCCCCGCAUUAGGGCCAAAAGGCUACUGCUUAACCUGCUUUUGGGACUGGUUGCUGUCGCUGUAGUCGCGUCCCACGUUCGACUAAUACGGGCCACCCUUCGAAAGCAUCAGGCGUAUCGAAGUGUAGUACCCCACAAGGAGCGACCUGAGAUUUCGCACGAUGUAGAAUAUGCGCCUCUUCCACAGACAGCGGAUGAGCCCGAGCAAGCCCAUCCUACGUCAGGAGAAGAUAGUGAGGGGUGGCAUGAGGAGUUGCCUUCCCUCCCAGUUUCGCCGAUCCCAGCGGCAUUUGGAAAAGACACUGGGGAUGGGACUGUGAUCGCCCGUGUAUCUUCCAAAGAAGAGCGUGAAGAUGCCCCUCUGCGUGAAGACAGAGCACCCUUAGUUGGGGUUGAAAAGAAUACUGAAUCUGCGGGGGAAACUAGUAUCACUUCAGAAGAGAGCGCUUCAAGCAAUGACGAAGCUGACAUCCCUCCACCAGCUUUGCCUGACGUCCCUCCAGUUGAGGCUGCUCCAGCUGAAGAGCGAGAUCCAUUAAAGGACUUGGAGGACGAGUUAGCUGCUUUGGAGGUUUUUAUAAAUGAAGGCGGGCCCACUACACGUGAGCCAGGAAGUCCGCCAGCUGACACUGCGGCCUCUUCACAUUUGAGGGAGCCUUUGGCGACUAUUAAGGAAUCUGAGGCAGAGGAAGCAUCGGACGAAGCAACAACGGUUGCGUGUAAGGAGCUUGCAACAACGGGAAAAGAGGCUGCACUGGAUACUUGCUGUCAGUCUGCCUCUGAUGCAUUGCCGGGUCCCACGGAGACACUCAAGCUUCCCCAACAAGAGGUGCCUCUCCCCGAACCCCCCAUUGAAAAAAAGCCUCAGCAGCGACACAGAAAGGCACCGAAGCCUCCACCGAACGCUCCACCUCCGAAGCCCCCACCGAGGCCGGGGCCUUCCCCUGAUUCUGCCGAGAAGCAGGAGGUGCCAACCCUCAUAUCGACCCUCACGGAAUCAUCAUUUGAAGGGGUGUAUAAAGUCGACGAAAGUGAUUUGGAACCGUAUAGAAGUAUGCUUGAGGGGAACCUUGAAGAUAUAGUGUUUGUCCAACAGACUCCAAUACCGAAGCAGCAGCUGGUGGACUUCACAAGUGGAAGCUGGCUCGAUACCACAGUUAUGCAUAUUUACUGCGCGCUUGUAGCUAAACACAUCGAGAGUCGGGUUUCGUUAAAUCUGCAGAAGGACGUGGCAGUGCUCAGCCCCGUUGAUUUCGCCACCAUGUGGCAGCUCUUUUUGAGGGACCAUCGGAUUCCGGUGCCAUCGGAGAGCGACAUCACACGUUCACAAACGGCUUCGAAAGUGAUUUUUCCUUUGAUGGUCCCAUUAUGGGACUGGAGCGCAGGCCAGUAUUCUGGCGCUGUGGGGCAUUUCAUCACUGCGGUUAUUGACCGAGAGAACGCACGCAUAUCCGUUGUGGAUAGUCUCCCUCACCCUGAACCCUUCUACGGGCCUAUUCUCGAAUUCCUGCGGCAUGUUGCCGUGCAGCUACACAAUCCAGCGAAGGGGCCUGUACCGCAGUACAAAGCAUCUCCACACAAUCCUGAGCCAGGAUUCCCAUUGCAACUAGAGGCUUUUGGUGUGAUUAACGCCCAAACUAAGGAUUACACUAACGCUUGUGGCCCGUUCACCCUGGAGAACAUUUUAUGCAUUGCUGAGAAUCGGAAGCCAAACUAUUCGAUUCGGGAUGCCCCCAGUUUGCGGAAGCGCUUGCUAUUGGAACUGUUGAACGGUCUUUGGGAUCGUCCUCUGCUGUCCGGAGAGCUGCGUGUCUCGUUAGAAUGA